GCAAGAUUCUGUCAAGUGGGGCACUGUAUCACACUUGUGAAUUGCUAAAUACUCUUCCAAAAGGCAGUCGUAUAUGGUCAAUAUUUUGAACGUCAAGGACUUCCCCUCGAGACAAGUUCAAUUCCCUCGACUCCAGGGAACAAUGAGUCCCAUCUCACACCAGAAAUAAAAGUAACUAGAAAUUACCCGGAUUAUGUCGUGAAGAAUGUCUUGCUUCCUUCCGGGAUGUGGCGAGGCAACCUCUCCCAACACUUAAUGCUCCACAAUGUUGGUGUCAUGGGCCACCGCGUCAAAAUAUUCGGUGAAAUUUAAAUCACCAUAAUAUUGACGCUGUCUGGGACUAAUGAGAAUCAACCUCGCUAGGCUAGUGAGGUUAUCUAGGUAGUCUAGGUAGGUAGGUAGUCUAGGGAGUCUAACUCGAAGAGUUAGACAAUGCAACCUCAACUCUGACAAAUGUCAAUUCGUGAGAACGGGCUGGUAUAUAAAACACGUUUGUAGACAUGGACGAACAUGCAUGAGGGGAAUCUAUCGCCACGUCUGUGGACAUCAUUGUAUCAGCCGGCGGUCCGUGCAGGAGACGAAGGCCUGGGACGUGUUCCGGACGCUGCCCCCCUCCACCAGCUCCCUCUCUGAAGACAGUCAGAGGUUCCUCGAAUAUACCAUCAAAUGUCUCAAGGUGUUCACAUACCUGCUGACCUUCGGCGUGGUGCUGACGUCUGGGGUCAUUACAAAGGGCAUCGUCCUCCUUAUGACCUCACAGCUCAAGAAGUCCAAGCAGCUGCCCAUAUGUGCCAAAAACCUCAAUGGUCUCUCUAACGAGAAGGACUACAUCGCCACCAUCCCGGAGGAGGAGAAUGUGGUGUGGGCGUGGAUGUUGUUCUUCUGCUUCAUCGUGCCGGAGCUGGGCACCUGGUUCCGCUCCACGCGCAUGUGUGUCUUCAAGUCUUGGAAGAAGCCUCCGUUCGGGGACUUCUUCUUCGUGUGGCUGUUCGAGACGUUCCACGCGAUGGGCACGAGCCUGCUGGUGUACAUGGUGCUGCCGGACCUCGACGUCAUCAAGGGCGCCAUGCUCACCAACUGCGUCGCCUUCAUCCCUGGACUCUUCGGUCUUCUCUCCCGGACGAAGAAAGAGUCGCGGGUGGCGCUGAAGGUAAUGAUGGACGUGGUGGCGCUGGCGUGCCAGGUGACCGGGUUCGUGGUGUGGCCCAUCGUCGAGUACGGCAAGGACCCCAACAGCUGGAGGAUCUGGUUCAUCCCGCCCGCCAUCUUCCUCACCUCCUUCGGCUGGUGGGAGAACUACGUCGACAAGCAUUCCAAAUUCAGAGUGAUCAAGUACUUCGGAGGCAUCAAGGAGAGGCUGUGGCGGACGCGCUACUUCAGCUACGUCUUCGUGUCGCUGUGGAAGUGCCUGGUGUUCUUCACCGUGAUGAUCAUCUCCAUGAGCACCCGCCUCCAGGACCUCUCCGCCAUCUUCGAACUUGGGAAGGCCUUCAGAGUGCACAGCAUCAACGUGACGGAGGUGCGAGAGACGCUGCCGGGACACACCGUGCCGGACUUCCCCACCGUCGCCCCGCUCGAGAACACGCUGCCCAUCUUGUCCACCUACGGCACCCCCGUCUACGUCUUCCUCAUACAGGUCCUCACAGCCUGGCUCUGCUACAUCUUUGGCAAGUUCGCGUGCAAGAUCUGCAUCCAAGGGUUCAGCUUCGCCUUCCCCGUCAACCUCACCAUCCCCGUCUCCAUCUCGCUCCUCAUCACUGCCUGCGGCCUCAGGUUCGACACCGCCUGCUCCUUCGGCGUCAUCCCAGAGUACCUCUUCUGGGAGUGCAAGAAUGGCGACAUCCUCAACGACUUCUUGAACAAUGACUAUGCGUGGGUGUGGCUCUUCUGGCUGCUGUCACAGACAUGGAUCACUCUGCACAUCUGGACGCCCAAGUGCGAACGUCUCGCCUCCACGGAGAAGCUGUUCGUGACGCCCAUGUACAACUCCCUCCUGAUCGACCAGUCGCUGGCUCUCAACCGGCGGAGGGACGAUGAAGGCGACGUCAAGACGGAGGACCUCAACCUCAACGCAGACGAACAUGAGAACGAGGUGUCGCAGUACUACGAGACCAUCUCCAUCCACACCGACUCCUCCAACAACAACGCCUCCAAGAUCAAGUCCUCCGACCACAUCACCCGCAUCUACGCCACAGCCACCAUGUGGCACGAGAACGAGGAGGAGAUGAUGGAGAUGUUGAAGUCCAUCCUUCGUAUGGACGAAGAUCAGUCCGCUCGCCGCGUGGCGCAGAAGUACCUCAAGAUCGUCGAUCUCGACUACUACGAGUUCGAGACCCACGUCUUCUUUGACGACGCCUUCGAGAUAUCCGACGAGAACGAGGACGAGAACGUGGUGAACCAGUUCGUGAAGCUGCUGGUGGAGCUGAUGGACGACGCCGCCACGCACGUCCACCAGACCAACAUCCGCAUUCGCCCGCCCAAGAAGUUCCCCACCCCGUACGGCGGCCGCCUCGUCUGGACCCUCCCGGGCAAGACCAAGAUCGUGGCUCAUCUCAAGGACAAGGGAAAGAUCAGGCACAAGAAGAGAUGGUCUCAGGUGAUGUACAUGUACUACCUCCUGGGCUUCAAGCUGAUGGAUCAGCCCAUCUCGGUGGACAGGAAGGAAGUGAUCGCCGAGAACACUUUCCUGCUCACUCUUGACGGGGACAUCGACUUCACCCCUAGCGCCGUGGCUCUCCUGAUCGAUCUCAUGAAGAAGAAUACCAACUUGGGUGCUGCUUGUGGGCGUAUUCAUCCUGUAGGCGGAGGUGUGAUGGUGUGGUACCAGAUGUUCGAGUACGCUAUUGGCCAUUGGCUGCAGAAGGCGACGGAGCACAUGAUCGGGUGUGUGCUGUGUAGUCCCGGCUGCUUCUCCUUGUUCCGAGGGAAGGCUCUUAUGGACGACAACGUUAUGGCCAGAUACACCACCAAGUCCAGUCAGGCUCGUCACUACGUCCAGUACGAUCAGGGAGAGGAUCGAUGGCUGUGUACACUACUGCUGCAGCGAGGAUAUCGUGUGGAGUACAGCGCCGCCUCCGACGCCUACACCCACGCCCCGGAGGGCUUCUCAGAGUUCUAUAACCAGCGCCGACGAUGGGUGCCUUCCACCAUGGCCAAUAUUAUGGAUCUGCUGCAGGACUACAAGAAAACCAUCGAAGUCAACGACAACAUCUCCUUGCCUUACAUUUCUUACCAGACUAUGUUGAUGGCUGGUACCAUCCUGGGCCCGGCCACUAUCUUCCUUAUGUUGGUGGGUGCCUUCGUGGCGGCCUUCAGAAUCGGCAACUGGGUGUCCUUCCAAUAUAAUAUCAUCCCGAUCUUCCUGUUCAUGGUGGCUUGCUUCCUACUCAAGUCUAGCAUCCAGAUCACCAUAGCGUACGUGCUGACGGCGGUGUAUGCGCUGGUCAUGGUCGUGGUGCUGGUCGGCAUGAUCCUCAACUUCGCGGAGGAAGGCUGGAACACCCCGACCGCCAUAUUCUUCCUGGCGACGGCCGGCUCCUUCAUAAUAACGGGCAUACUUCACCCCAACGAGUUCAUCUGCCUGCCCUGCGGCCUGGUGUACUACAUGGUCGUGCCCUCCAUGUACCUCCUCCUCCAGAUCUACUCCUGUUUCAACCUCAACAACGUCUCUUGGGGCACCCGCGAAGUGGCCACGAAGAUGAAGAAGAAGACCAGAGAGGAACUAGAAGCAGAGCGAAAAGCCGCAGAGGAAGCCAAGAAGAUGAAGAAGAAGGAAGGCUUCCUUUCCUUCCUGACCAGAGAUCAGGUGACCGACGACGAAGGCUCGAUCGAGUUCUCCUUGGCAGGCCUCUUCAAGAUCAUCUGCUGCGUCCACCCGAGGUCCACCAACGAGCACGACCAGCUCGCCAGCAUCGCCAAUUCACUCGAAAUUCUCAAGAAGCGUUUCGAAACAAUUGAAUCUCACAUGGGCAUCGUGCCCAGCACCCGCCGGAGGUCCACCAUGCAGCCUCGCACCUCCAUCAGGGGCGACGGGGUCUCCUCCAUCAACGAGAACCCCCUCGACGAUUACACCGACAGCGAGAGUGAGAAGUCUGGGCCGAAGGAGGAGCGGGACGAUCUAGUCAACCCUUACUGGAUGGAGGACAAGGCCCUCAAGCGAGGAGAGGUCGACUACAUGCCUGGGGCUGAAGUUCAGUUCUUCAAGGAUCUUAUUGAGAAAUACCUCCAUCCUCUAAUCAAGAAUCCUACUGAACAGAAAAAAAUGGAGGGUGACUUAAAGGAACUUCGCAAUAUAGCAGUCUUCUCCUUCACUAUGAUGAAUGCUAUCUUUGUUCUUAUUGUCUUCCUGCUCCAACUGAACAAAGAUGUUAUCCAUAUCGACUGGCCUCUAGGCGUCAAGACCAACAUUACCUUCAUCGAGGCGACGAGUGAGGUGCUCAUCAGUCAAGAGUACCUCCAACUGGAGCCCAUUGGUCUGGUGUUUGUGUUCUUCUUCGCCCUCAUCUUAGUCAUCCAGUUCGUGGCCAUGUUGUUCCAUCGCUUCGGGACUAUUUCGCAUAUCCUCUCCUCCACCGAACUCACCUGCUGCAAUAAGAAGGCUGAAGACGCUACAGAGGAUGCCUUCAUCCAAAGGAAUGCUGUUGACAUCGUGCGACAGCUACAGAGAUUGAAAGGCAUUGAUGGCGACUAUGACAGCGACAGCGUGCAAGGAGGUCAACUUGGAAGACGCAAGACCAUCCACAAUCUGGAAAGACACAGGCAAAAGAAGCAGGCCAUUGGCACGCUCGAUGUGGCCUUCAAGAAGCGUUUCUUCAGCAUCUCGGCUGAAGCCGCAGAAAAUGGAAUGGAAACUGAGACGCCAGUGCUCGGCAAAAUGCGUCGUCUGAGCAUGCGUCGAGAGACCAUCAAGGCCCUGGCUGAGAGGCGAGAGACGGUGGUUCAGGAAAGACGACAGUCCAAAAUGCAGACCAUGGGAGCCAAGAAGCCUCGCACACGAGCGUCGAUCGCCUCAGAGGCGGACAACCAGCGCGUCUUCACCCCCGGCGGCGGCAACGUCAACGACGCUUACGAAUCCGACAACGACAACUACGGCCCUCCACCCUCCGUCAGAAGCGCCAUGAGAUACAGAGCCACCGAGGAUAAUAUUAUCUACAAUCCUUAACCUGAAUCUUGUGCUCAUAUUUUUAACUUAGGAAAAUAUAUUUUUUUAAAAACGUUAGACGAAAUAAUAUGAUGUAGGAAUGACUCUGUUUAGUCAUAUGCAUAGAAAUUUGUCACCUCCUAUAUAGGCUAUCGUUGUCUGCGACUAUAAGUACAGUAUGCAGAUAGUGGUUCAGAGGCAAAAACUUUUCUUUGCCUCUGAACCACUAAGUGUGUGUAUAUAUAUAUAUAUAUAUAUAUAUAUAUAUAUAUAUAUAUAUAUAUAUAUAUAUAUAUAUAUAUAUAUAUAUAUAUAUAUAUAUAUAUAUAUAAUAUUCCAAGAAGCCUUGUAAAAUAAAUUAUGUAAGAAUAAAUACUAUGAGCGUUUUUACGCAGAGGGUAACAGUCAGGUGCCUAGUACUUAUUUAUAUAAACGCACUGGCAGUCCUAAAUUACAUACCAUGUGUGCUUCUGGCAGUCGUAAGAUGCGCCCCAUGUACGCACCUGACAGUAGUAGGAUCAGGUCGUAAGAUAAUGAGUUUUAAGCGCCCAGCCAUCUGGAUUAUCGGAGAUUGAGACCCGACUCUGAAAGGUCGCUCUACCGACGUGUCCAAAUGGAUGGGCUGCCAGUCAUUUGAGACACACACAACAGUUGUGAGUACCCAGGCUGUCACUGCAGUGAUAUUAUAGACCCCCAACAGUGACCAUUGACAAUUAUUUCUAGAGGCGUAUAUGAAUAGGGUUAGAAAAUUGGCAGAGGCGCAACUGUGAUGAUUCCUGAAGUAAUGCUUAAUAUAUGCUAGUGCAGAGCAUAUAUAUAUCUUUCUUUUUUAUCUCUUCUUUCAUCCUUGUGGUAGCUAAUGAUGACUCUUGAUUGGGUUUAUCUAUUUUCAAUCUAAAUAAAGUCAAUCUAUUAUUUGCAAUUCAUUAUACACCGCUUUGUUCAUUGAUUUGUAGUAUAUAUUAUUUGGGAACCUGUUCUAGAUAUUUGAAAAUUCUCGCUUCUCUUUUCUGUUUCCUUCUCAUUAGUUCACUGACAUUUCCGUAGCUCAAUUUGCUCCUCUUGUACUGUCAGUCCAUCUUCUAUUGCAAAUGCAAUAUUGUAUAAUAAUUUGUAUAAACAAUAAAAUAUUCGUUGUUA
Molecule: messenger RNA, 6280 nt
Organism: Procambarus clarkii (red swamp crayfish)
Lineage: Eukaryota; Metazoa; Arthropoda; Malacostraca; Decapoda; Cambaridae
Source: RefSeq, a predicted model, not a curated record